Akanthomyces muscarius is the source of this 777-nucleotide messenger RNA. RefSeq lists its product as uncharacterized. Gene Ontology annotation, biological process: regulation of transcription by RNA polymerase II. The transcript is spliced from 3 exons. Lineage: Eukaryota; Fungi; Ascomycota; Sordariomycetes; Hypocreales; Cordycipitaceae. The record is from RefSeq and is a predicted model, not a curated record. Gene Ontology annotation, cellular component: chromatin. Gene Ontology annotation, molecular function: RNA polymerase II cis-regulatory region sequence-specific DNA binding; DNA-binding transcription factor activity, RNA polymerase II-specific. The coding region runs from base 1 to 777 and encodes 258 amino acids.
AUGGAAAUGUGGCGAGCAGAAACAGAAGCGAAGUGGAACCGAGUAAAAAGCGAAAGAACUCAUAAAGAGGCGACGUUUGCCUCAGUUUUGGGCACGAUAUUGCGCGGAGUUGAAAUCAACAGCACAAGCACAGUUUCGGCUUUUGGUAAUUAUAUUUUGAUCCACGGUCUUGUUCAGCAAAUCUUCCUCCAGCGCCAGUCUAUAGAUCUUGAUCUCACUGAGAAAUGCUUCGAGCAGGCGACACUGGAUAGAAUGGACAAGGCUCUGCGUUCGUGGCAACACUGCUGGAGCGUCGCCCCUGAGUCAACGCUGGACCCUUUGUCGCGAAAUGGGCCGGUCGCUUUCAACUCUACUGCGCUUCUUCGAAUUGCCUAUAUCCGGCUUACUGUGGACCUCGGACCUUACCGCAGCGUCAUGACAAGAAACCCGGCAUGCCUCGCAAAGUCGGUUUACGGUGGCACUGGCAUGAACCUAGCGCGCUCGCCUAGCACGGAUCUCGCCAUGCUGCAAUGCACCCGCGUCCUAGGUAUCAUCGUGAAGAAGGGAAUUGCUUUCGAACGCAAGCUUCUGGGCAUGAUUGCAGCCAUUGUCAACGAAACACUGUACGCCUCGCAAGUGCAAAAAGACUCUGAAGCUUCUGGUCGGAUUCGGAGGCUCGCUGCAUUUACAGUGAGGAUAUGGGCGGAUGCCUUGCGAGGUGAACCCAUUCUCCAUAUGGUGAAGACAAUAUCGGAUGGCCUGUCGCUAGCUGCAGACAAGCUUAUAAGUGCAAAUUGA